AUGGAAUCUCGAGUCCCAGACGCCCGGGCCGGGGAGGCUGAGCGCGCCUCGGGCGAGGGCACGGCGUGGGGCGGCGGCGCGGCCCCGGGCCCCGCGGUCUCCUCGCGCUUGGGAGCCGCCCGGUGGAGGCUCCUGCGGCAGGUCCUGAAGCAAAAACACCUGGAUGGUUGUCUACGACAUGUAUCUGUAAGAAGAUUUGAAUCAUUUAAUCUGUUUUCAGUAACAGAAGCCAAGGAAAGGGAAACUGAAGAGGAAUUUGGUGCAUGGGUCCAAUAUACAAGUGUCUUCUUCCCUGAAUACAGUAUUUCCUUAAGGCAUAAUAGUGGAUCUUUGAAUAUUGAAGAUGUUCUCACCAGCUUUGACAAUACAGGAAAUGUUUGCAUCUGGCCGGCUGAAGAGGUAUUGGCUUACUACUGCCUCAAGCACAGUGAGAUCUUCAGGGACCUUGCUGUGUGUGAGCUAGGGGGUGGCAUGACAUGCUUGGCUGGGCUCAUGGUUGCUAUUUCUGCAGAUGUCAAAGAAGUUCUGUUAACUGAUGGGAAUGAAAAGGCCAUCAGAAAUGUGAGAGACAUCGUCCAAAGGAAUCAGAAGGCUGGUGUGUUUAAGACUCAGAACGUAUCAAGCUGCGUUUUACGAUGGGAUAAUGAGACAGAUGUCUCUCAACUGGAAGGACAUUUUGACAUGGUUAUGUGUGCUGACUGCCUGUUUCUGGACCAGUACAGAGCCAGCCUCGUCGAUGCGAUAAAGAGAUUGCUCCAGCCCAGGGGGAAAGCAAUGGUAUUUGCCCCACGCCGAGGGACUACUUUAAACCAGUUUUGCAAUCUAGCUGAAAAAGCUGGCUUCUCUAUCCAGAGACAUGAAAAUUACGAUGAACACAUUUCAAACUUCCACUCCAAGUUGAAAAAGGAAAACCAGGAUAUAUAUGAAGAAAACCUUCAUUACCCACUUCUGCUUAUUUUAACCAAAAAUGGAGAGGAGACUAAGAUGCUCAAAAGAUGA
This is a messenger RNA of Pipistrellus nathusii (Nathusius's pipistrelle), 999 nucleotides long. Lineage: Eukaryota; Metazoa; Chordata; Mammalia; Chiroptera; Vespertilionidae. The record is from the annotation of a GenBank genome assembly.